AUGAUGGAUGGAAAAGAACAAGAAGGUGCUCAAAGAUUCUACAACAAGUAUAGCAGUCUCUCCAACAACAUCACGUUAAAGUUACACCUUCUCCUUCCAAUGGUGAUCCUCUUGUCAUUCCUCCUCACAUUCACCUCCUACAACAGCUAUCACUACCCCAUGUCUGCAUUUCUAUUGCCAUUAUUCACCCACACCUUUGAGAAGAAGUAUUUGUUCAUCCUUUGCACUACUAUUCUCACUUUCAUCACCAAGAAAAAUCUGCACUCGGGUCUGAAGGAAAACUUACACCAUGAAAAGCUACUUUACUCGCUAGAUGAAAUAAAUGUUGCAGCAGUUGUUGAAGGAGACCUCCAAGAAUGUGAAUACGGUAGAUUAGAUGAUCAAGAAUCGAAGGAAGAACAUGAGGAAAAUACAGAAAACAGUGAGAAGGAAAGUGAGGUUGCAAUGGAAGAUGAAGCUGAUGGAGAGGUUUUUAUGGAAGAAGGGAUUUUAGGUGGUUCUUCACGCGUUGAAGAAGAACAUGCAGCGAUGAAUAUGGAUACAGAAGAGUUGAAUAAGAAGAUAGAGGAGUUUAUUCGGAAGAUGAGAGAGGAACUAAGGGUUGAAGCUGAACAACAUUUGAUCAAUGUGUAA
Lactuca virosa is the source of this 633-nucleotide messenger RNA. NCBI's taxonomy places the organism in Eukaryota, Viridiplantae, Streptophyta, Magnoliopsida, Asterales, Asteraceae. The record is from the annotation of a GenBank genome assembly.